This is a messenger RNA of Rhodamnia argentea, 3546 nucleotides long. Its product is annotated as formin-like protein 6. The coding region runs from base 1 to 3018 and encodes 1005 amino acids. The transcript has 4 exons. Gene Ontology annotation, molecular function: actin filament binding. Gene Ontology annotation, biological process: actin cytoskeleton organization; actin nucleation. The record is from RefSeq and is a predicted model, not a curated record. Lineage: Eukaryota; Viridiplantae; Streptophyta; Magnoliopsida; Myrtales; Myrtaceae.
AUGACGUCAUCUGGUGGAGCAUCCAGAACUUGCGGCCAACAGAAGCUUCUCUGCACACACUCUCCCCCCACUUCCCUUCCCACUCUCUCUCUCUCCUCCUCUUCGUCUUCGUCUUCGUCUUCGUCUUCUGCACCGUUUCUCCCUCUAGUUGCAGAGAGCUUGCGGGACGAGGCAGAGACAGAGAGAGAGACAGGGGGGGAUGAAUUUGGUGAAAGAAAGCGAGUCGUGCGAGGAGCAGCAAAGUUCACCAUGAGAGCUCGCGGUUCGAGCUUCCUUUGGGCUCCGGCUCUGUUCUCUCUCCUCCUCUGCCCCGCCAUCCGCGCCGCGAAUUGCGGCGCCGCGGCCGAGCUCGCCAGCGGCCGCGGACUCCACAGGAGGAUCCUCCACCAGCCGCUCUUCCCGGCGGGCUCCGCUCCGCCCCCGGCAGCCGAAUCGCCCCCGCCACCGCCGCCUCCUCCGCCGUCCCCCGUGUUCCCCGACCCCGACCAGCCGUUCUUCCCAGAGGUGCCCGCCGGAGCGACGCAGAACCCGGGGGGUCAACCGCCGCCGGCGCUCAGUAAUGCGACCACGCCGUUCCCGACCGCGACGCAGCCGACCAAACCGACGAAGACGGUGGCGAUCGCCAUCUCCGUCGGAAUCGUCACGUUAGGAAUGUUGUCUGCCCUGGCAUUUUUCCUGUAUCGGCACAGGGCCAAGCAUCCGCAGGAGACGCAAAAGCUCGUCGGUGGAAACAAUUCCGAGAGAGUCGUCGACGAUUCUCGAGGUCCACCGUCCAAUUUCCUCUACAUUGGCACCGUUGAGCCCUCGGCGACGAGAUCCAUCGGUGAUUGCAGUGGAGAAAUCUCGUCGCCGUACCGGAAGUUGAAUUCGGUGAACAGAUCAGAGAAUCCUCGUUAUCGGCCGAGUCCUGAGUUGCAGCCUCUGCCGCCGUUGGCAAAGCCUCCGGUGGAGAAGUCGCCGGCGAUUUCGUCGGACGAUGAAGAGAGUCACGAUACUGCGUUUUACACUCCUCAGUGUUCCUCUGUAAGCAACGAGGAGAGCUAUUACACGCCAAUUUCUCGUCAGAGCAGUAAAAGCACCGGCGAUAGAAAAGGUUUUGGGGUCCUCGCGAGAAACGAUGGCAAUGGCUCUGUCGCUGCUGUUCCACAUUCGAAGAGAACGUCUCCAAAAUCACGAAUAUCUGCGUCUUCUCCGGAAAUGAAACAUGUCAUUAUACCAUCGAUAAAGCAGGUCUCGCCUCCGCCUGCGGUGGCUCCAUCGCAGAAGAGCGAAAGGACAAUCUCCAGGCCUAAAUUCUCAUCUCCACCUCCACCUCCGAACAUGGCACUUCUCCAAUCAAUAAGCAGCUCACCACAGGGAACAAACAAAGUUACAGCUGCACCAGCACCACCUCCACCUCCACCUCCUCCGCCUCCGCCGCCACGGCCCCCUCCUCCUCCUCCGCGACCACCACCCCUGCCGCCUUCUCGACUGCCCCUGCCACCGGGGGCCUUUGCAACUCCGAAGAAAGAGAGAAGACUAGAAGCUAACGUCUUUUCUCAACAACAUACCCCAGAAUCAACCAGUUCAGAAUCUUGGGCUCCUGCUUCCAGGGUUGUUUCAAGCAAUGGGAAGAGCGAGGCUGCUGAAGAGAGUAACGGAAGCCCCGGCUCUUCCGAGAGACAAAACGGGGACGAUAAAGAUGAAGCGAGGCCGAAAUUGAAGCCCCUGCACUGGGACAAAGUAAGGGCAACUUCCGAAAGAGCCACGGUGUGGGACCAGCUUAAGUCGAGCUCGUUCCAAUUGAAUGAGGAUAUGAUGGAGACACUUUUCGGUUGCAACUCGGCAAAUUCAGCUCCUAAGGAGCCAACGAGGAGAUCGGUGCUGCCCCCUCUGGAACAGGAGAACAGGGUUUUGGAUCCAAAGAAGUCGCAGAACAUAGCUAUCCUUUUGAGAGCACUGAACGUGACAAGGGAUGAAGUCUCUGAAGCUCUUUUAGAUGGUAAUCCAGAAGGUUUGGGUGCUGAACUUCUGGAGACACUUGUGAAAAUGGCUCCGACGAAGGAAGAGGAGAUAAAGCUUCGAGAUCAUGAUGGUGACAUCUCUAAGCUAGGCACUGCGGAACGGUUUCUUAAGUCUAUCCUUGACAUUCCAUUUGCCUUCAAAAGAGUUGAAGCUAUGUUAUAUAGAGCCAAUUUCGAGACUGAGGUGAACUACCUGAGGAAGGCUUUCCAAACGCUAGAGGUGGCUAGUGAAGAGCUAAAGAACAGCCGAUUAUUCCUCAAACUCCUUGAAGCUGUACUUAGGACAGGCAACCGGAUGAAUGUAGGCACAAACCGUGGAGAUGCAAAAGCUUUCAAACUUGAGACACUCCUAAAACUCGUAGACAUAAAGGGAACAGACGGAAAAACAACGCUUCUUCACUUCGUGGUUCAGGAAAUCAUAAGAUCUGAGGGAGAAGGUACGACUUCUGUUGACGACAAUGUUCAGAACAAGGUGCAGCCUAAGAUGAAGGACGAUGACUUCAAGAAGCAAGGAUUGCAGGUUGUUGCUAACCUGAGCAAAGACCUUGGAAACGUGAAAAAAGCAGCAGGAAUGGACUCUGAUGUCCUGAGUAGUUAUGUCACAAAACUUGAAAUUGGGCUUGACAAAGUCAAACAUGUGCUGCAAUACCAGACGCCAGAUAUGCAGAGGAACUUCUUCGAUUCAAUGAAGAUGUUCCUUCGAGAGGCGGAGGAGGAAAUCACUAGAGUCAAGGAUGAUGAGAAGAAGGCUUUGUUUCUGGUGAGAGAGGUUACUGAAUAUUUUCAUGGUGACGCUGCGAAGGAGGAAGCUCACCCAUUAAGAAUUUUUCUGAUUGUGAGAGAUUUCCUCUCAGUUUUGGAUCAUGUGUGCAAGGAUGUUGGUCGGAUGCAGGAUCGGACGGUGGUGGGAGGUGCGAGGUCCUUCCGGAUUUCUUCCACUGCUUCACUCCCUGUCCUGAGCAGGUACAAUGCGAGAGGAAAUAGCAGCUCAGAUGAGGAAAGCUUGUCUCCAUAGAGUACGCAAAUACAAAGCUGACUUCCACUCGGCAUGGAGUUACUCAGCAUACUCUCUGAUUUGCCAGUUGAAAUGGCGUCACAAUGAUUAAGCUUAAUAAUGUGAGUUAAUCUGUGCCCACAGUUUUGGCCAUCGAAAUGGUAUCAGUGACAAGAAUGUUAUAGUCGUAGCAUUUCGGAAAACCAAAGGCGGAAAAAGGCAUUUCUCUUGUGAUAAGACAGAAUUACAGUAGGUGAAUGAGAGGGGGUCCGAACGACAUCAAACUAUCUCCUUUUGCCAGGAUGCUGGUGCACAGGCGGCUGUAACCUGGAGAGGAAGAGGUGGAAAAGCAAAGAGAUAGAAGUCAUUUUUGUAUACUUAAUGAGUUUGACGUAUCUUCAGUAGCAGGGGCAGUGUUUUCUAAGCUCAGAUUGACAAAUCCCAUACAGAGCACUGGCAUGUUUUGCUGUUGCUUUUGCUAUCUGUGUUACGAUUAGCAUUUGUUCUUUGAGGAUCAUAUAAAUAAGAAUACAGAUAAUUCUUUUGAUG